Messenger RNA from Peromyscus maniculatus bairdii (prairie deer mouse), 4485 nucleotides. RefSeq names its product tripartite motif containing 66 (gene Trim66). Gene Ontology annotation, molecular function: protein binding; zinc ion binding. Gene Ontology annotation, cellular component: chromatin. The record is from RefSeq and is a predicted model, not a curated record. Lineage: Eukaryota; Metazoa; Chordata; Mammalia; Rodentia; Cricetidae.
CACAGGCAUUAAUCAUAUACUGCCUGUAACCAGCAGAAAGGGGUUUGAGAUCAGGGAUCAAGAUCUAAGAAGAGACGUUCCACUGUCUGAUAAGUGUGCAAGUCAAGAGCCAAAUUACGUAGAAAUUACCACUGGGAAAAUGACCUGUCAAUGGAGGGAGUGGAACUUGCUCGCUCUGCACGCUGCUUCACCCCUGAGGAUGUCAGUGGAAAAGGCAAAGCCCCAGACACAGGCGCGGACAUGGACCCAUGCCUGGGUGUGAGCUUUCCAAGGCAGUCAUUCUGCUCCACAGAUGUGUUCGUGGAGGCUGUGGCACAGACCUGCUGUCUGUGCCAACGGGACCUACGGGAUGAGGGCUCUCGGCUGCUCCCGUGCCAACACCUGCUCUGUAAGGACUGUUUCCAGAGUUUCAUGCGGGAGUUAGGCCCUGUUACUAGGGCCUAUGGGACAGUCCCAGACGAGCUCAUCUCCUGUCCUGCAUGUCAGCGAGUGUAUCUUACCAGAGAUGUAACUGAACAUAUUUUUCUCCAGUGCUUUCCUCCUGGGCAACCCACAAUGGCCAGGAGCUGCUCUGAGUGCAAGGAGAAGCGGGCGGCGCAUAUUCUCUGCACCUACUGCAAUCGCUGGCUGUGCAGCUCUUGCACAGAGGAACACCGGCAUGCCCCGGCCCCGGGGGGCCCACUCUUUGCGCGGGCACAGAAGGGAUCCUCAGGGGUGAAUGGUGGCUCUGGGGACUUCGCCUUGUACUGCCCUCUGCACACACAGGAAGUGCUCAAGCUCUUCUGCGAGACAUGUGAUGUGCUCACAUGCCACAGCUGCCUAAUGGUGGAACACAAAGAGCACAGGUGCAGACAUGUUGAAGAAGUUCUACAAAACCAGAGGAUGCUUCUAGAAAGCGUGACCACACAGGUGGCACAUAAGAAGUCCAGCCUGCAGACAUCUGCGAAGCAAAUCGAGGACAGGAUUUUUGAAGUGAAACAUCAGCAUAGGAAGGUGGAAAACCAGAUCAAAAUGGCCAAGAUGGUCCUCAUGAAUGAGCUGAACAAACAGGCCAAUGGACUCAUAGAGGAGCUUGAGGGCAUUACUAACGAGAGAAAGCGGAAGCUGGAGCAGCAGUUACAGAGCAUCAUGGUUCUCAACCGUCAGUUUGAACAUGUGCAGAACUUCAUCAACUGGGCUGUCUGCAGCAAAACCAGCGUCCCGUUCCUUUUCAGCAAAGAACUGAUUGUGUUCCAGAUGCAGCGGCUGCUGGAGACGAGUUGUAACACCGAUCCUGGCUCUCCUUGGAGUAUCAGAUUCACCUGGGAGCCCAACUUCUGGACCAAGCAGCUGGCUUCCCUUGGCUGCAUAACCACUGAGGGUGGACAGCUGUCCCGGGCAGAUGCUGCGGCUGCUUAUGGGAGCUUACAGGGGCCAUCCUCCUUUUAUCAGAGCCACCAGGCCCCCAUGGCUCAGCAGGAGUCUCUCAGCCACCCCUCACACAAGUUCCAGCCUCCAGCACUGUGCUCCUCGUCUGUCUGCUGUUCCCACUGCUCCCCAGUCUCACCUUCCCUCAAAGGCCAGGUCGCCCCACCCAGUAUCCACCCAGCUCACAGUUUCCGGCAGCCCUCUGAAAUGGUGUCCCACCAGCUGGGGUCACUGCAGUGUUCCACCCUGCUGCCCCGGGAGAAAGAGCUAGGCUGCAGUCCUCAUCCACCAAAGCUGCUGCAGCCCUGGCUAGAACCACCACCGCCUCCCGCAGAACAGGAGAGUACAUCCCAGCGGCCAGGACAGCAGCUGAUUUCCCAGCCUGUGUGCAUCGUCCCUCCGCAAGACGUUCAGUCGGGAGCUCAUGCCCAGCCCACCAUACAGACACCCUCCAUCCAAGUUCAGCUGGGCCACCACCAGAAGCUGAAGCUCAGCCACUUUCAACAGCAGCCACAGCAGCAGCCACCACCCCCUCCUCCACCCCCUCCACCCACCCAGCAUGCACCCGCACCCUUGCCUCCCUCCCAGCACCUAGCUUCCAGUCAGCAUGAGAGCCCUCCUGGGCCUGCCUGUUCACAGAACGUGGACAUUAUGCACCACAAGUUUGAGCUGGAGGAGAUGCAGAAGGACUUGGAACUUCUCCUGCAGGCUCAGCAGCCCAGCCUUCAGCUGAGUCAGACCAAGUCUCCUCAGCAUCUUCAGCAAACCAUCGUGGGGCAGAUCAACUACAUCGUGAGGCAGCCAGCACCUGUCCAGACCCAGAGCCAGGAGGAUACCCUGCAGGUUACAGAGGAGCCACCAGCAUCUGAGGGCCCAAAGCCAGCUCUACCCCUUGACAAGAAUUCGGCGGCCGCCUUGUCUCAGACAUCGGGGGAAGAAACUCCUCACAGUGUCCCCCCAGUGGACAGCACCCCCCAGCACUCCUCUCCAAAUGUGGUGAGAAAGCACUCCACCUCAGUGAGCAUCAUGGGCUUUUCCAACACUCUGGAGAUGGAGUUGUCAUCUACCAGGCUGGCGAGGACCAUAGAGCCGCAGAUCCACAGAGUGAGCAGCCUGACAGCUGGUCCCACCCACACAAUUCCAAGCCUGCUGAGUGGCCCACCCCAAACUGUGUCCAGCCUGAUGAGUGUCUCAAGCCAUGCCGUGCCCAGCUCAGCCAGUCACCUGCAGCCUGUGCCAAACCUUGUGCGUGGCACGUUCCAGUCUAUGCCCAACCUUAGGGGUGAUUGCUCCCAGGCCAUUACAAGCCUGGCAAGCAACCACUCGCAGGCUGGGUCCAGCCUGGUGUCUGGGCACACCCAGGCUGUGCCGAGUCUGGCCACUUGUUCUCUGCAGGGCAUGCCUCCGGUUUCUGACAUACAUUUGGAGACGAGAUCCACUUCCAGUCCUGGUUCUGGCCAAAUUGCAGAGAGCCUGGGCCCCAAGGAUGGGUCUGAGUCCUCCCUGGGGAAUGCCCUGUGUAAGAUGGAAAGUGAGGAUUGCACUCGCUUCACAGACUCCGUAGGACAAGGCUCCACAGCCUCCAGUCUGGAUGUUUCCAAAGAUUUGGCUAUUUCCUCAGAACUGGAGGAACCAAUUAACCUCUCUGUGAAAAAACCUUCCCUAGCACCGAUGACCAACACGUCUAUUGCUCUACAACAGUACCAGCACCCAAAAGAAUAUGAGAAUUUUGAACAAGAAGCCUUAGAGCUGGAUACAAAGGAGAAUUCAAGCAUCAGAGCCAUCAGCAGUGAGCCCAAGAUUCCCUAUGUGCGACUGGAGAGGCUCAAGAUCUGUGCUGCCUCAUCAGGAGAGAUGCCUGUGUUUAAGCUGAAGCCCCAGAAGAACAGCCAGGACGGGAGCUUCCUGCUGGUGAUCGAGUGUGGCACCGAGUCCUCUAGCAUGUCCAUUAAGGUCAGCCAGAACAGCCUGCCUGAUGCCACCCACGGCCCGGGUCUGGGGGGAAGAAAGGUCACUGUCACCUCCCCGACUGGGCAGCGGCCACUGGAGGUGGACAGUGCAUCUUCUGAAGAACACAGACUCAUUCCCCGAACUCUGGGAGCCAAGAAGUGCACCCCAGCCCCCAUAGAGAACGAGGACUUCUGUGCUGUGUGUCUCAAUGGUGGGGAGCUGCUGUGCUGUGACCGCUGCCCCAAAGUGUAUCACCUUUCCUGCCAUGUGCCAGCCCUGCUCAGCUUCCCAGGGGGGGAGUGGGUGUGCACCCUGUGCCGCAGCCUGAUGCAGCCUGAGAUGGAGUACGAUUGUGAGAAUGCCCGCUACAGUCAGCCCGGAGUGCGGGCACCUCCCGGCCUGAGCACCAAUGACCAGAAGAAGUGUGAGAAGCUGGUCCUGUCUCUGUGCUGCAACAGCCUCAGCCUGCCCUUCCACGAACCAGUCAGCCCCCUGGCCAGGCAUUAUUACCAGAUCAUCAAGAGGCCCAUGGACCUGUCGAUUAUCCGGAGGAAGCUACAAAAGAAGGACCCCGCUCACUAUACUACUCCAGAGGAAGUGGUGUCAGACGUGCGCCUCAUGUUCUGGAACUGUGCUAAGUUCAAUUAUCCUGACUCGGAGGUUGCAGAGGCUGGUCGCUGUCUGGAAGUAUUCUUUGAGGGCUGGCUAAAGGAGAUCUACCCAGACAAAAGCUUUGCCCAGCCCCAGCAAGAGGAUUCAGACUCUGAGGACGUAUCUGGAGAGAGUGGCUGUUCCACCCCCCAGGGCUUCCCGUGGCCUCCCUACAUGCAGGAAGGCAUCCAGCCCAAGAGGCGGCGGCGACAUAUGGAGAAUGAAAAGACAAAGAGAAUGUCAUUUCGUCUGGCCAACAGCAUCUCGCAGGUGUGAGAACUGGAAGGAGACGGGGCACUCUGGUGGCCGAUGUCCCACCCUCUCGACCAUCCCUCCCCAUCCUUCAGCUUAUUCUCUUCAGAGUGUGGCUGUGAGAUGAGUCUUGUUGAGCGGAUAGCGCUCCCUUCAUCAUUUGCAUCUCUAGCAUUUAUUUGGGAGCCAUAGUGCAUCCACCAUAAAGAAGAUUUCAGUAAAACA